AUGUCGACCACUCGUGGGAGCAACCGGACAUGGCGACUACUCCAUGUCCUCGCCGUUCAUGCCGCAUGGCUCGCAGCAAGUUGUGCCGCACGGAGACUGGAAGACUAUGUCGAGAAGCGAGACGAUGUGCUCUACUUCGACGUCGAGUGGCCGAGGCCCGGGCAUGUUUUCUUGGCGGGGAGGGAGGAGAUGGUGUUGUCAGUAGCUGUGUUCGACAUGUACAAGUUCCAGGACAGGGAGCACACACUGCAGAUCGAGGUCUUGAGGUCAACAAACGCCACCGUCUUCCAGCUGUCGGAUGGGAUUCACUCCUCGAACUCGCAGCUGAUGGAGCGGACGGAGACAGAGAAGCUGCUCAAUGUGGGUCUCCACAGCCUCGAGACCGGGAGGUACCUGCUCAAUGUCCGGCUCCACUUCCAGGGAGUCCCGGUUCAGUCAGAGAGCAUGGCGUUCGGCAUUGACGUGCCGUAUGACAUGUCGAGCAAGGCGAGCAUGAGCGGCGGUGAAGGCUUCCAUGUGGUUGGUCUUGUUCGAGCCCGAAAUUGUGAGAGAUCGGUAAAGGAUUUCUUGCGAGCGCUGGCUAGAUUCGUGAAUGCGAUCGUUGUGUUGGAUGAUUCGUCUGAGGAUCGAACAGCUGCGAUGGUGCGCGAGGGAGAGUUAAUGGCUGGUGUUGUUCUCACCGCUGUGAAGGUGGAGGAGGUGUCGGAAGAGUGCAAAGUUGCCAAAGUUUUGAAGAAAGAUUCUCGUUGGAACCCGAACAAGUGGUUGGACAUGCAAACUUUGCUCGAGGAAGGGAGGAUGAUUGGAGGGACCCACUUUGUUGUUCUCCAUUGUGAUGAGGUGUUCACUACGAGCAUGAUCUCAGAUGGAUGGUGGCAAUCGCUGAAGAACCUUGAGUUAGAUGAAUCCGAUAUUCAUCUCUGCAUGAACUCACGGUGCGCUCCCAUGCAGGAUGGGCGACUCGCUGGCACUCCCCUGGAUUCACUUCUGGAAGAGCCUGCGGUGGUGGAUAUCGCUUUCAAGGACGACGGAAAGUGCAGCUACCUGUCAAAUGCUGCAGCCUACGAAGACUUGAAGGGGAAAGAUUGGGAGAAUCGAGACACAAUCAUGCGGCACAGUGACGACACCAGAAAGUAUGUCAACUGGGUUGAAGCUAUGGAGAAGAUCAUUCUGCAGAGAAUGAUGUUGAGAGCUAAAGAUCCCUCGAUCCCUUCCCAAGUCCUCAACAAGAUCUUCAUGGAUGUCAUUGACGAAGCUGGUGUACACGGUAUUGGUGCUCCGAGCAAUAUCCUGGGGAGCUGGAGGGACUUUGGGGUUGAUAUCGAGGGAGCGUUCGGAAUGAAGGAGAACUUUGUAUACCAACAAGUUUGGAGUGAGCCGGAUGAUCGACUGGAUGUCUCCGAUCAUUCUCCUCGCGUCUCUGUGUUGGUUGCAACAAAACGUCCAGGAGGAAUGGAUGCUGUGCUUCACAGCUUGUCAAAACAAACCAGCAAGAACUUUGAGCUAGUCAUUGUCGACGAACUCUGGCAGAGGGAGCAUCUCAUUCGCUCUCGCGCUAACGAGCUCGGCAUCAACAUCCGCGCGAUCUCCACGUCAAAACCCAAGGGCUCACCGCAGGCCUUUGGGUUUCAGAACGCGUGGAAUUCAGGGUUAGCGUCUGUUCGAGCUCCUUACAUCGCCAUUCUCAACGACUACGCGUGGGUUCCAGAGACUUUUGUUGAGAACAUCAUUCUCUUCUACGAGGGAUCAAGGGACGAUCUCCCUCCCCCUCAUCAUCGCCGUCUUUGCCUGAUCUCAUGGCCGAUCAUUCAGUUUGCAGUCCCCGAAGAUUACCUUGACCGUUCACAGCUCAUGAACUUCUCGACACUGUCGGUCUUUACCGAUGAGCUCACGGGCCCUCCGAGUCAGCGAGGAUGGAGCAUCAGCGACAAGCUCGGGCCAAGAGACUCGCUUCUCAACAGGUUCAAACCUCACUGGUUCUGGGAUGGACAAGCUAUGAUAAUAACUAGAGGGAUGAUGGAACUUGUGAAUGGAUUCGACGAGAUGCUUGACUAUGGCAAUGAUUGUCACAUGCAAAACAUUCGCGACAGAGCAGCGCUUGUUGGUGGACAGGGUUGGAAGCGCCUUCGUGCUGAAAACUUUGGGUUCUCCUUGUCAGAAUACUAUGAGAAGCAGCUAUAUGAAGAUCGAGUGAUAACUGGCGGUGCCACAUUUGAAGUACCUCUUCAUAUUAACGGGGAGAUCCCGAAGCACGUGAUUAAUUCCGAGAUGGAAGAAAACUUCUGA
Messenger RNA from Guillardia theta CCMP2712, 2286 nucleotides. RefSeq lists its product as hypothetical. The record is from RefSeq and is a predicted model, not a curated record. The transcript is spliced from 21 exons. Lineage: Eukaryota; Cryptophyceae; Pyrenomonadales; Geminigeraceae. Bases 1 to 2286 code for a protein of 761 amino acids.